Molecule: messenger RNA, 7574 nt
Organism: Conger conger (European conger)
Lineage: Eukaryota; Metazoa; Chordata; Actinopteri; Anguilliformes; Congridae
Gene: hdlbpb
Product: high density lipoprotein binding protein b
Exons: 26
Coding region: 146-3931 (1261 amino acids)
Cellular component (GO): nucleus; cytoplasm
Molecular function (GO): mRNA binding
Source: RefSeq, a predicted model, not a curated record
CCCAUGGAUAGUUAGUGGAUGACAUCACAGGCACUUAUUUCUUCUACAGUCUAUGGCCUGCAUUCAGUGGACCGCCUUGUGUCCAGGGUCCUGACUGUAUCUGUCUCCCAUGCUCUCUUAGCGGAAUAGCGGAAACUCUUGAACCAUGAGCUCGGUUGCAGUGUUGACCCAGGAGAGCUUUGCUGAGCAUCGCAGCGGGCUGAGGGAUGAGGAGAUCACAGGUGGAACCCCAGAGGAUGAGGCCUACAUCCCCACCUAUUUGGAGGCCUUCCCCCCUCUCCCUGAGAAGGGUACCCCAGGGGAAAAGUCGGGUGAGCCCACAGGGGCCUGGAGCAAGAUUCGCCCCAUAAAGGCCUCCGUCAUCACACAGGUGUUUCACGUCCCCCUGGAGGAGAGGCGUUACAAGGACAACAGUCAGUUUGGGGAGGGAGAGGAGGCCAAGGUGUGCCUGGACAUCAUGCAGAGAACCGGGGCUCACAUUGAACUCUCGCUGGCCAAGGAUCAGGGCCUGUCUAUCAUGGUGACGGGCAAACUGGACUCCGUCAUGAAAGCACGCAAAGAGAUUGUGGCCCGGCUGCAGACACAGGCCUCGGCCACCAUCACCAUUCCGAAGGAGCACCACCGAUUCGUCAUCGGGAAGAACGGGGAGAAACUGCAGGAGCUGGAGCUGAAGACGGCCACCAAGAUUGGCAUUCCAAGACCGGACGACCCCAGUGCUAACAUCAGGAUCACAGGCACCAAGGAAGGCAUUGAGAAGGCCCGGCACGAGAUCCUGCUCAUCUCCGCAGAACAGGAUAAGCGAGCGGUGGAGCGUCUCUCUCUGGAGAAGGCCUUCCACCCUUUCAUUGCCGGAGCUCAUAACCGGCUGGUGCAGGAGCUGAGUCAGGAGACUGGGGCCCGCAUCAGCAUCCCCCCACCCAGCCUGCCCAAGGACGAGAUCGUCAUCACUGGGGAGAAGGAGGCGGUUGCCCUGGCCAUCGCCCAUAUCCGAGCCAUCUAUGAGGAGAAAAAGCGCAAAACCACCACCAUCUCGGUGGAAGUGAAGAAGUCCCAGCACAAGUACAUUGUGGGGCCCAAGGGGAACACGCUGCAGGAGAUCAUGGAGAGCACCGGCGUUUCCGUGGAGAUGCCUCCGCUGGACUCCGGCUCUGAGACCAUCAUCCUGAGGGGCGAGCCUGACAAACUGGGCCCCGCCCUCACUCAGGUGUAUGCUAAGGCCAAGAGUGUGAUGGUCAUGGAAGUGACGGCUCCGGCCUGGCUUCAUCGCUUCAUCAUUGGGAAGAAAGGACAGAAUAUUGGCCGCAUCACUCAACAGUUACCUAAAGUGCACAUAGAGUUCACGGAUGGGGAGGAGAAGAUCAGCCUGGAGGGACCAACAGAAGAGGUGGAGCAAGCACAGGCCCAGAUACAGGAUAUCAUCAAAGACCUGAUGCUGAGGAUGGACUACACAGAAGUAAACAUAGAUCAGCGUUUUCACAGACACCUCAUUGGCAAGAAUGGAGCCAACAUUAACAGGAUAAAAGAGCAGUACAAGGUGUCGGUGCGGAUCCCACAGGACACGGACCGCAGUGGCCUCGUGCGCAUAGAGGGGGACCCCCAGGGGGUACAGCUGGCACGCAAGGAGCUCAUUGACAUGGCCCAGCGCAUGGAGAAUGAGCGCACCAAGGACCUGAUUAUCGAGCAGAAGUUCCACCGCACCAUCAUUGGCCAGAAAGGCGAGAAGAUCAAAGAAGUACGGGACAAGUUUCCCGAGGUCAUCAUCAAUUUCCCCGACCCAGCCCAGAAGAGUGACAUCGUGCAGCUGCGGGGUCCCAAGAAUGAGGUGGAGAAGUGUGGGAAGUUCCUACACAGACUCCUUGCAGACCUUAUUGAGAAUAGCUUCUCCAUCUCAGUCCCAAUCUUCAAGCAGUUCCACAAAAACAUCAUUGGCAAAGGUGGUGCCAACAUCAAAAAGAUCCGUGAGGAAACAAACACCAAGAUUGACCUUCCCACGGAAAACAGUGACUCGGAGAUGAUUGUGAUCACUGGGAAAAAGGGGAACUGUGAGGUGGCUCGUGACCGCAUCCUGACCAUCCAGAGAGACCUGGCAAACAUAAAGGAGGCAGAGGUGACAAUCCCAGCUAAGCUGCACAACUCCCUGAUCGGGUCCCGGGGCUGUCUGGUGCGCUCUGUAAUGGAGGACUGUGGGGGAGUCCACAUCCACUUUCCCUCAGAGGGCUCGGGCUCAGACCGGGUCACCAUCCGGGGCCCCGCGGGGGAGGUGGAGAAGGCCCGGAAACAGCUGCUACAGCUGGCUGAGGAGAAGCAAAUCAACAACUUCACAGCGGAGCUGCAGGCCAAGCCUGAAUACCACAAGUUCCUGAUUGGGCGGGGCGGGGCCAACAUCCGGCGUGUGAGGGACCGCACCGGGGCGCGCAUCAUCUUCCCCUCCCCCGACGACCCCGAGCAGGAGCUCAUCACGAUCGUGGGCCGAGAGGAGGCUGUACGGCAAGCCCAGAAGGAGCUGGAGACCCUCGUCAAGAACCUGGACGAUGUGAUCGAGGAUAGCAUGGUUGUGGAGCCACGCCACCAUCGGCAUUUUGUGUGCCGCCGUGGUCAGGUCCUAAGGGAGCUGGCGGAGGAAUACGGGGGUGUGGCCGUUAGCUUUCCACGCACGGGCACCCACAGUGAUCGUGUCACACUAAAGGGGGCUAAGGACUGUGUAGAGGCUGCUAAGCGACGCAUUCAGGAGAUCAUCGUGGACCUGGAGGCGCAAGUGAUGGUGGAGGUUGCCAUCCCCCAGAGGUACCACCGUGCAGUCAUGGGCCCUAAGGGCUCGCGCAUCCAGCAGAUCACCCGCGACCAUGAGGUCCAGAUCAAGUUUCCUGAGAGGGAGGAGUCAACAGGGGUAGAGCCCUCUCCACAGGAGAAUGGCGAAGCCAGCCCAGAGGCGGAGUUUGUCCCACGCAAGUGUGACAUCAUCACUAUCUCUGGGCGGGCUGAGAAGUGUGAGCUGGCACGAGCAGCCCUGCUGACUCUGGUCCCAGUCACUGUGGAUGUGGAAGUUUCCUAUGACCUCCAUCGCUACAUCAUUGGACAGAAAGGCAGUGGCAUCCGCAAGAUGAUGGAGGGGUAUGAGGUGAAUAUAUGGGUGCCACAGCAGGAGCAGCAAUCUGAUGUCAUUAAGAUCACGGGUCAGGUGGCAAACGUGGAGCGUGCGAGGGUGGGGCUGAUGGAGAGGGUCAAAGAGCUUCAGGCUGAGCAAGAGGACCGGGCUCUGAGGAGCUUUAAGCUCACCAUCUCCGUCCAACCCAAAUAUCACCCCAAGAUCAUUGGACGCAAGGGGGCAGUCAUCUCCCAGAUCCGCAAGGACCACGACGUCAACGUGCAGUUCCCUGACAAGGGAGAUGAGCAGCAGGACCUGAUCACCAUUUCAGGGUAUGAGCGGAAUGUGGAAGAGGCCAGGGCGGCGAUCGAGCAGCUGGUGUCGGUUCUGGAGGAGAUGGUGAGCCAGGACGUGAAGCUCGACCACCGCGUCCACGCCCGCAUCAUCGGCGCUCGCGGCAAGGCCAUCCGCAAACUUAUGGAGGAGUUCAAGGUGGAUAUCCGGUUUCCACAGCCGGGCUCUGAGGAUCCAGACCGGGUUACGGUGUCGGGACUUCCGGAAAGCGUGGACAAUGCCAUUGACCACUUGCUCAACCUGGAGGAGGAAUAUAUGAUGAGUGUGACAGAAACGGAAACAAUGGCAGCCUACAUGAAACCACCAUCAAGGGGGGGAGGAGGGGGCGAUGCAGAGAGCGGCGUGCCUGCCAAGGGAUUCGUGGUGAGGGACGCUCCCUGGAACGCCCCUGGAAACAAGGCCCCUGACAUGAGCAGUGCUGAAGACUUCCCGACCUUUGGGGCUGGUGUGGCUCCUAAACAGAUGUCUGCAUGGGGCCCCAAGAAGUUCUGAGACUUGGAAAGGGAGAGAGCAGUGAAACUGGAUGUGACCAUUCCUGGCACGCUCCCUUCAUCUUCCCUAGCUCCAGGUCCACCCAUCGCUUGUGUACCACUCUCUCUUGCGCUCUCCAUCUUUUUCUUGGGCAUCUUCCUGGUCAUUUAGGAGAUGAGAGGAAGGGAGAACACUCUUUUCUCCACAGUAGAAUGAGUUCUUAGCUCUUUCUUAACUCUCUGUCACCUUUUUGCUUUUGCUUGUACCAGAGAUGUUGACAGUUGUCAAAACUUUGUUAAACAGGGUGGUCAAAACUAAGCCCUCCCCUCAUUUGAUUUUGAACCUGUUACUGUGGACAAACAUGAAUGCAUCAGGUCUUUUCAGAUAUGGGUUUGUAUAGUAGUUUGGACAGACAAGACAUGCAAGACAUUUUCGAAAAAAGAUGAUAGGCCAAGAUUUCUAGUUGGUUUUAUGGAUAGAAAAAAGGAGUAGAAUAUUUGAUUGUGUAAUGAAAAUUAUGGCAACGGUUUUAAAAUGUCUGAUGAAGUUAUUUUAUUGUGGGUUUAUUCUGUAGAUGAUCCUUUCAAGCACAUACAGCACUUCAGGAGGGGAUUACUGAAAUGAUGUGGUUGGGGGGGCACUUAAAACACACUCCCUGGUAUGUAUAGUUCUUUUUUAUUCAUUUCUAUUCAGAGAUGAAGUAGCACUUAUAUUAGUAUUUUCAAGGUGGCUAAAAGUGGCUCUGUGGCAUUCUGCGAUAUUGGGUCAUUUAUAAUGGAGUCUGUUUCACUGUUAUUUAUUAAUUUAUAUUUAUUCUUUUAUAUAUGGAGUUACUUUUCAGUUUCAUCUGAACAAAGAUUGAAGCUUAGCUGUGACUCUGGAUUGGAAGAACUUGAAACUCUUGGGUUCCAUGGGUGUGUAUGCGUGUGUGCCAGGAUUAAGCUUAAUCACGUUUGCAUAUCUCCACCAGUCCCAUGUCUCACCUACCCUCUACCCCCAAUUUGUCUCCUCUUGUUUCUCUCACUCAGUUCAGCACUCAAUUACAUUGCGAAGGUCAAUUUUUGGUGAAACAGUAAAAUCAGCUUUGUCAGUGAAAUUCAAAUAUUUGUAGAAAUUUGAAUCUUGAAUAUCAAAGAUAAGUGCACAUUUCAGUCCUCAUUUAACUGAGCCUUACAUAGUCAAUCAGUAAGUUCUUGGAAUAUCUAUCCAAAUGUUCAACCUGUGGUGAUCUUAUAAGGCUGAGGAUUGCACCAAAUAAAUAGAAUCAAUCUAGGGAAAAACAAAGGGUGACACAGUUUACAUGACCGUACAAGGCCUGUCAGUGCAAUGAGAAACAGAACAGAAGACCUGCUGGACCAGUAAAUGUCACCAUCUCCCAUGGUAUACUGUAUGUAUACAAUAUGCUGUUUCCCUUGGGUUUAAAUCCCUCAUUCGAAAAAUCUAUAGAAAUUCUGUUCUAAAACUGAAACUUUCCUGUUUUCCUCGGAUAAGUUGCAGGGUUCUCCCUAGAAUUGUUUUUAACAGCGUGGCACUCAGGCCCCCUGGGGGGAGGGGGGGCUUGGGGUGCUGGGCUUGGGGUGCUGGGCUUGGGGGUAGAAGAAGCCUUGUUAUACCACCAUUUCCUGCAUUCUGGGGCCUUUAAAAACACACAGAAAAAUGCCUUCAGACAUUGAUGGUUAGAAAUGGAGGAAUUAGGAAAAUGUCAUUAAUUUCUCUCAUUGACAGUUGAUCCAGAAGUCUUGAAAAUGCAUCUGAAGGGAAUGGUGACAUGACUUCUGAGACCUUUGCCAUCCAAACCAGGCAUAAAUAUUGGAAAACUUGUGUUGCUUUUGGUAGUGGGAAAAUACCAAAAUGGCAAUAUCUAGCUUUAAAUCUCAGUUUGCCAUGCUGACAGAAACGGUCCUGCAGCUGUUGGACGAUCUAGAUAAUUCGUUUAAUGACGGGGCAGCUUUGUUUUCCGGUUUCCGGUUUUGUUUUUAACAUGAGAUGUGUUUGGGUACCAAAAGUGUGAGAGUUUGUAGGUUUUUUAAUCCAAUAACCUACCAAAUGCAACAUGACUUUUGAACUAAAAUAAAUUGCAUGGUUACAGGAUUCACCCAUGAACUUGCCAUGAAUUUAACACACUAUCCCAGUGAACAAAAGCUGGAGCCUCUAAGUCUAGAGGGUUGGAAAUCUAGGUUGAGAGACGUUUUGACAUAUAAUGGGUUAACCUCAUCUGUUUUAUCUCAGGCUAUAGCCUAGCUACUUUUCAACCAGAUGUUUUCACCUGAAUGCCUCAAUGACACUUCACCAAUUUUCCAUGGGAAAAAUGUACACUGGGAUAUGAAAACACAUUUUACAGCAUUUUAGCAAGGUUAUUAACAUUGACAUUGAAAUGUUUCAGGGCUUGUGUAACAAAUUAAAAUAAAAUAUUGGAACAGGUGAACUAUAAUAACCAGCUGUGUAUACAAAAUGAAGGCACUAAAUUAAGUUAAUUGCAUACACUUGAUUGUGGUUGAACACAUUGUUACACAAUGGUGCAAGUGAGGGAACAGAGAGGUGAACCGGCACUGUUACAUUCUUUGGGGCGAACUCUAGAGUUGUGUGAAUAAUAGUGAAGUAGUUCAGAGAAGAUCCUUCUUGGACCUGGGGCCUAAUUUAUAAACUAUUUAUCGACACAUUAUACAUUGAAUGCUGUGCAUGCCCAUUGGCAAAUGGGGAAAAAGCUCACACUGUGCAGAGAAGCUGAUCCUCAUGCAUAUUCAUGACCAUGUGUAUAAAGAUUUCCUGUGGUUGAAUAAUGGAAAAUUGUUGUCUCAGAUAAAGCCUUUUCUUUGUUUUACCUUAAAAAUUGAGCUCCAUUAAAAUGCACAACUACGAAGGAUUUACAAAUGAUGCACACUGGAGAGUUCUGGUUGAAGCAAAACCAGCAUGCACUGAUUCUAGCAGUGCCACUGAUAAUACCAGACAGACCAGGUUAACUGACACCCGAAAAAUGGUUAGUAAAUGGCAGCUAUAGGCUUUUUGACAAACUUAAGGCCAGAUUCCCAACUAUCAAAAUUCCAUUUAUUGGAAUUUGCAUUUAUAAUGAUUAGUUUUUUUGCUACUUUUGUGUGUUCCAUUUUGGAAAAUAUAUGCUUGAAGAGCAGCUGGAUUUUUGAACCUAAUGAAAGAUAUGAAAUUGAAAGCAGUCUCAAAAGUGUUGAUUUACAUGGGGAGAGUGGACGGAUUAAAAGUAGUUUUUAAAUCCUGAAAUCUGUUUCUUGUAUUUUAUUUCUCUGGUUCUUGUCAAUUCGGGGUAAAAUUUUCAAAAGUGAGGAUAUGCAACAACACAAAAUCUGUUCCCUUUAUGUUCGUUAAGAGCGCCAGUGUGUAUAGGUAUGUUUUGUAUUGUUUGCAUAAAAUGUGUAAUUCUCCUGUGCUUCUUUUGAUGCCGUUUUAAUACCUUCACCCCCUCCAUAAAUGUAAAAUGCUCUUCAUGCUGCCCGGUUUGAGUGCUGAUGUGGUCAUUGCUGGAGAGUGAUUAAAACUAUUGAUUUUAAAACCGAUAGAACACUAUUGGCCUUAAAAUAAUUGUUAUAAAAUAUUUUGACAUGAUGUGAUUGAGUAAAUAUGCAACACUGCAAUAACAUGUCAGUGACUGGACUUUUCCUACUCCAAAUAAAAUAUGAAAAAAUGACCAUAA